Molecule: messenger RNA, 1255 nt
Organism: Cucurbita moschata (crookneck pumpkin)
Lineage: Eukaryota; Viridiplantae; Streptophyta; Magnoliopsida; Cucurbitales; Cucurbitaceae
Exons: 3
Coding region: 63-1106 (347 amino acids)
Source: RefSeq, a predicted model, not a curated record
UCUCCCACUCUGUUCAUAAGAGACGAAAAAUUUAAGCGAGAGAAGAGACAAAAAGAGCGAGAAUGGAUUUCCCGCCGAUGAAACCUCCUCUCAUAACUUAUGGAUUUCUCAUACUGUUCUUGAUCGCUUCCUUUCUGUUGAUCGUCAUUGGUCCUUCUUCUAGUUUGAAUCCUCUGGUUUUUUUUCCCACAAGCUUCCAAUGCCAUCGCUCCACUUCAGUUGAAUCGCUCGAUUCACGAGACGAACUUGAUUUGGUGCUGGAGAAGGCGGCGAUGGCGAACAGGACAGUCGUAAUCGCGGUGAUUAAUAAAGCGUAUGCGGAUCAAGACGUGAAAGACGAUACUACGAUGUUCGAUGUGUUUCUUAGUAGCUUUUGGAUGGGAGAAGAUACUCGACGAUUGCUCGAUCAUCUUCUUCUCGUCGCUGUCGAUCAAACGGCGUAUGAUCGUUGCCGAUUUCAGCGGCUGAAUUGCUUCAAAUUGGAGACGGAAGGCGUCGAUUUCGGUGGAGAGAAGCUUUACAUGUCUGACGAAUUCAUCAAAAUGAUGUGGAGAAGAACUCUGUUCCUUCUUGAAGUUCUCAAGCGCGGUUACAGUUUCAUUUUCACGGACACGGAUGUAAUGUGGCUGAGGGACCCAUUUGGAAAGCUGAGCAAGGAUGAAACAGAAGAUCUUCAAAUAAGCACAGAUCACUUCAACGGAAAUCCAUGGUCCUCCGCCAAUCCCAUCAACACCGGCUUCUACUUCGUCCGAUCCAACAACAGAACCAUAGCGCUUUUCGAUCAAUGGUACUCCAUGAAGAACACCACCGCCGGCCAAAAGGAACAGGACGUUCUCUUCAAUCUCAUCCGUGCCGGCAUAAUCCGGCGGCUCAAUCUCAAGGUCAGGUUUCUCAACACUCUCUUUUUCAGUGGGUUUUGUCAGAAGAGUAGAGAUUUCAACCAAGUUACCACUGUCCACGCCAAUUGCUGUCGGACUAUCGUCGCUAAGAUUGGUGAUCUUCGGGCAACUCUCGGCGAUUGGAAACGAUUUAGGAAGUCGACCAAUGCGUCGGAGAUUUUCUGGUGGUCGGAUCACAUUGGUUGCAAGAAUUCUUGGAGACAUUGACGGUAUAGACACCGAAUGUUAUUUAUUUUUCUUGUUCUAAGAAAGUUUUAGGACGUGGAGGGUAGGAUAAAGGGAUUUUGGGUUUGUAUGAUUACUAUUUAACUAUAUUUGUAGAUGAAGACCGUACAAAAUUUAAUCAAGCUUCGAAU